AUGCCCUCUCAUCUCCUCACAACCACAAUUAACGACCUUCUAUAUCCUUCGCCCACGGAGUCAAAGAUAUCAUCCCCUCCUCGUGCCCUCCCUCAAGGCCAUCACCUUGUCUACUUCCCCAUCCAAUUACCCCCCUCGCGUCUCAUUCCUGAUGGUGCAGAUCCUGAUCAUUCACCUGGGCCGCCUUAUACGCGACGUGUGUGGGCAGGUGGCGAGGUUAUCUUCAGAGGAGAUGAGAUGAAGCUUGAUGCAAGGCCGGCGAUCUGCAAGGAAAAGAUCGAGGAUGUUACCUUGAGAGGUAAAGAGGGCGAGGAAAAGGUGUUUGUUGAUGUGUGGAGGAAAUAUGGAACUGGCCAUAAGAUUGAGGGGAGACAAGAUUGGGAUGUUGAAGAGAGGAGAACGUUGGUGUUUAUGAGGGACGAAGAAGGGUCUGCCUCAUCACCUUCACGUUUACUCAAGUACCCUCAACCGCCAUCUUAUUCAAUCUCUCUCACGCCUUCACCAAUACACCUAUUCCACUUCUCAGCGCUGUCCUUCAACGCCCAUUCCAUUCACUUCGACCCUCAAUUCGCGCGAGAAGUUGACGGUCAUCGAGCACUUCUCGUCCAUGGCCCGUUCACUCUUGCUCUCAUGCUUCGCGUCCUCAACGAUCAAAUCGGUGCUGGUGCAUCCGUCCACAAGUUCACCUACAGAAACUACGCGCCUUUGUACGUCAAUGAGCGCAUGAGCAUCAAUAUUCGCAAGGUAUCGAAAGACGACGGCGCUGAGGGACGAUGGGAUGUUUGGAUUGAGGGACCAGAAGGAGGAAUGGCUGUCAAGGGAACAGCGGACGUUAUCAGCAAAUAA
Fusarium redolens is the source of this 846-nucleotide messenger RNA. RefSeq lists its product as uncharacterized. Bases 1 to 846 code for a protein of 281 amino acids. The record is from RefSeq and is a predicted model, not a curated record. The transcript has 2 exons. NCBI's taxonomy places the organism in Eukaryota, Fungi, Ascomycota, Sordariomycetes, Hypocreales, Nectriaceae. Gene Ontology annotation, cellular component: mitochondrion. Gene Ontology annotation, molecular function: (3R)-hydroxyacyl-[acyl-carrier-protein] dehydratase activity.